AUGCAGCGUGGAGUACGGCGGUAUAUCCAUGGCCAGUCCGGUGCAUACACCCCGUCUUAUCACGAAUUGCUUGGAAAGUCUCCAUGGAUAGUUGUACGGCAUCUUGAUCACAGCAGUGCCGAUGGAGAUAACGCCGUCACGUUGUCUGAAGGAGACGUCGCCACUGUUUUUUCACAAUUCGGUGAAGUUGUGGAUGUGCGAUUUGUUCGACAUCGGCGUACGGGUCGUUUCUUAGGUACAGCCUUUGUGAAGUUUGAGGAUUAUCGAAGUGGUAUACUUGCGGCGGAUGAGAUGAACUCUCAUCAUGAGACUGGGAAAGAAGUGCGGUUAACAGCAGCCGCCAAACGUGGAAUUGAAGUGGAACGCUGCGAUGCGGCGGAAGUUGUGGGGCUUCCGGAGGGUGUGGAAUCAUACGCCGCGUGGUUAGAGCGAAUAAAAAGUGGUGGGAAACUCGCAGGAGUGUCUGUUGGUGAAUUGCAAGAAUGA
Trypanosoma theileri is the source of this 486-nucleotide messenger RNA. RefSeq names its product putative RNA-binding protein. NCBI's taxonomy places the organism in Eukaryota, Euglenozoa, Kinetoplastea, Trypanosomatida, Trypanosomatidae. Gene Ontology annotation, cellular component: catalytic step 2 spliceosome; precatalytic spliceosome; U2 snRNP. Bases 1 to 486 code for a protein of 161 amino acids. The record is from RefSeq and is a predicted model, not a curated record. The transcript has a single exon. Gene Ontology annotation, molecular function: RNA binding. Gene Ontology annotation, biological process: mRNA splicing, via spliceosome.